AAAAUAUUUAAGCAUAAUUCUAUGGAUCAAUUACACAACUCUUCUCCAUUAUCUCAACGUCGUAAUAGCACAAGCUUAAUUAAUCACAAAACUGUUGUAAUUAAUGGCAGCAAUGAAUGUCAUUUUUCCAAUGCUAUUUCUUCGCCGCCCUCUUUGACUACUAAAGCGGAAAUUCUACCCCCUACAUUAACUAACUAUAACAACACAAAUAAUAACAAUACCUUAGUUUCACCAGUUUCUUCAUCUUCUGCCAUUUCCUUAGCGGUUUCAGCUCUUUUUGGUUCUUCUACUAGUACACAAGAUAAUUCAGCUUGUUUUAAUUUAAAUUCUGAACGUAAUAAUUUAUCUUCAAAUGACUCCAAUGUUACCCUUUGGCAAUUUUUGUUGGAAUUAUUAACUGCUAACGAGCACCCUCAUUUGAUACAAUGGACUAAUAAUGAAGGGGAAUUUAAGCUUCACGACGCCGAAGCAGUUGCUCGUUUAUGGGGAAUACGUAAAAGUAAACCAAACAUGAAUUAUGACAAAUUAAGUCGAGCACUUCGCUACUAUUAUGAUAAAAAUAUAAUUAAAAAAGUUAUUGGACAAAAAUUUGUUUAUCGUUUUGUUAUGGAAAAUAAUGGAGGAAAUGGGGGGAAAAUGUUAGAAAGUGGAGAAUCUCGACCAAAUUCAGAAUUAUUAAUGAAUGCAAAACAACAGCAACAAUUACAAUUAUUAGUUAAUAAUAAUAAAAAAUCAGAAGCAACAAAUAAUACAACGGCUAUGGAUAGAUUAUCAGCUUUUGAAUGCUCAACAACACUUGCACCAACACCAAUGCAACAUCAAAGGAAUGCUUCUGGUAAUAGACAUAAUAACAGUAUUUUAACUCCUUCUCCAUCGGACAGUUAUAGCCCUUCUGGUAGUGUUGAAAGUAGUAGCGGUGUUAGUAGUGGAAGUUGUCUUAGUUCUUUUAACGGAACAAACAUUUGUCAAAUAAAAAUGGAGCCUACAUCUUCUUGUUUUCCACAACAACAACAAUAUGUUUCAGCUCCAUUAUUACCUUCAAAUUCUGAAAAAUUAAUUGUUAAUGGAAGUAGUAAGGGAACACGGAAACGUAGAAGUCCUUCAGAUAAACACCAGAAUAAUCUGCCAGUAAAGCAACAUUCGCCACCUAAUGGAAGACAUGUAUCAUGGAUAAAUUCGGGAACAGCAUUUUCAGCUUCUGUUGAUAUUGCUAAUAAUAAUGACUCUUAUUCAUCAAUGGCUUCCAUCGACCAGCGUCGAAAUAGUAGCCAAGAUGAUCAACAUCAAGGGUCUGCACCCAAAAUAGGCUGCACAUCAAAUACAGGUCCUUCUCUUUGCCGUCGUGCUCGUCCACACCCUCUUGAUCUAACUUGUGUAAACAAUGCAACAGACACAAAUUCAUGUAGCAACAGUACAUCAACAACUACAGGAGGUGGAGGAGGAACUUCUUCAACUACAUCUACUAAUCAUUUGAUUUCUGGCAAUAAUAACAAUAAUAUUCCUCAAAAUUCUUCUUCACUUUUAAAUAAUUUAAAUAAUCAAAUGGUAGCAUCUUCCCCUUUACUUUUUGCUCUACAACAACAACAAAAUAAUCCUCAAAAUAGUCCUUUACUUUCUGCAGCAAUUUCAGCGUUAAGUAAUUAUACUGGAGGAGCAUCUCCUUUAGCAGGAACUGGACUUGCUUCACCUUUCACGCAGGCUGCGGCAGCGUUUCAAUUGGCAACAAAUUUUGUAGCUAGUUUGAGUCCAAACGUUUCAACAACAACUAGCAACAAUUCAAAUAAUAACAAUAGAAGCAUAAAUAAUUCCAUUAAUACAUCAUCAACUCCAUCAACAACAGCAACAAUAAUAACUUCUACAAAUAUCCCAGUUUCAACAACAUCAACAACUACACCACUUUUUAAUUUCCCUAAUAAUACUCAACAACAAAAUAAUGAUGAAAUAUUUAAUAGAUCAAAGAAUCUGGCUUUUAAUAAUGCUUCUAUUUCAAAUGCUGUUACAACUUCGCAAACAACUCAGUAUAAUAAUAAUACAAGUUUCUAUAGUCAAUUACACAGUGCUUUAACUACGCCGUUAGGAAAUCAGGUUCGAACACCACAGCAAAACUUUUCCAAUUCUGCUGUGAUUUCUGCAAUGAUCAAUCAUUUAACGAACGGUCCAAAUACUCCUUUUGCACAACAACAACAUCUUCAACAACAACAACAAUCACUAUUUCAAUUUCCUCCUUCUUCAAAUAUGGCUAUAGCUCAUACAUUAGCUAUUUUAUCUUCACCUGGACUUCCAUUAAACGGGCAAUCACCAUUUCCAUUUGUCAAUCAAAUGGCAGCACUCCAAACACCAAAAUUUUCAACGGCCAGUCUACUUCCAGGCAGUGCUGCUGCUUUAACGGCCGCGUUAACUGCUGCUCAACGUUCUCCAGAUUCAUUGAAGACACCGAUGGGCGGGUUUAGUUUUGAGUUUGGACAAGCAUUAGCUGCUGCACAAAUAGCUGCUGCUUCAAAUAAAAAGUUUGAAUAG
This is a messenger RNA of Meloidogyne enterolobii, 2517 nucleotides long. The record is from the annotation of a GenBank genome assembly. Lineage: Eukaryota; Metazoa; Nematoda; Chromadorea; Rhabditida; Meloidogynidae.